Messenger RNA from Gadus chalcogrammus (walleye pollock), 2377 nucleotides. RefSeq names its product WD repeat domain 74 (gene wdr74). Gene Ontology annotation, cellular component: nucleolus; preribosome, large subunit precursor. The coding region runs from base 72 to 1244 and encodes 390 amino acids. The record is from RefSeq and is a predicted model, not a curated record. The transcript has 2 exons. Gene Ontology annotation, biological process: ribosomal large subunit biogenesis. Lineage: Eukaryota; Metazoa; Chordata; Actinopteri; Gadiformes; Gadidae. Gene Ontology annotation, molecular function: protein binding.
CUCUGAGGAGCACGUUUUUGAGAGUUGUGAUCAGAUCAGUAAGUUAAGUUAUUAUUAUUAGUUAGAUUGUCAUGGGAGAGAAGAGCCGGCUUUGCCGGGUGUGGGUGGGCGCGGAGACGGGGAUUCUGAAGGGGAUCAGCCCGGCAAAGAAACAAGCCUUUAACUUUUCCGAGACGAGCAGCCUGAGCCGAGACCAGGAGGUUCGGGUGCUGUGCUGGGGAGACCCUGCCGAGACGGAAGUGCUAGUGGGCUCCGUGAACGGGACCGUGCGGACGUUCAGCACCGAAAAGGGGGUCUUUACGGAGACCAGGCAGUGUGGGGACGCUGAUCAGGGGUUCUUCACCGGGCUGGCGGUGGCGGACUGCGGCCUGGUGACAUGCGUGGAGACGGGCCGGCUGCGUGUGUGGAGGGAGGAGAGCAGCAGCCCCGUAGUUGACAUCGACGCGGGGAAGAACGUGUGUCGUAUGCGACAGAACGCUGCGCAGAAGAACCGAGUCGCCACGGGUGGGAAGGAGAACGGGCUGAAGAUCUGGGACCUGGAGAGACCUGACACGCCGGUGUUCACAGCGAAGAACCUGCGGGACGAUUGGAUCGACCUGAAGCAGCCAGAGUGGCUUCGGGACGCCGCGUUCCUCCCGGACUCCGACAAGAUAGUGACGUGCACGGGGCAUCACCAGGUGCGUGUGUACGACCCUUCCACCCCUCAGCGCAGGCCCGUUUUGGAGGUCCGCUACGGGGAGUACCCCCUCACCUGCCUGUCUCUGGUGGCCGGGGCGCAGUCGGUAGUGGUGGGCAACACCCACGGGAGCCUUGCGGUGCUGGACCUCAGGAAGGGGCUGGUGCGAGGUUGUCUAAAGGGGCUGCAGGGGGGGGUUCGGGGGCUGCAGUGCCACCCCACCCUGCCCCUGGUGGCCUCCUGCGGCCUGGAUCGCUUCCUGCGCAUCCACAGCCUGGAGACGCGUGCGCUGGAGCACAAAGUGUACCUCAAGUCCAGACUCAACUGCCUCCUGCUGUCCAGCGGAGCGCUCGGGGAGGAGGUCGGGGGGGACGUGGAGGAGGUGAAGGAGGAGGAGGACGAGCUGUGGCAGAGCAUGGAGAAGGUGGAGGAGAAGAGCAAGCGAAAAGCCCCAGAGGAGGAAGAGGAGGAGGAGGCGGUAGAGGAGGAGGAGGAGGAGGAGGCGGUAGAGGUGGAAGUGACGCAGGUGACCAACAGUAAGAAGAAGAAGAAGAAAGGCCAGAAGUGAUGUUGGUCAGAGGCUUCAUGUUCUCCAUGGCGAGGAUCAUUGAACCCGGUUGGAUAGCAGCACCCAGCCCUGCAGUCAGCUGACCAGGAGAGGGCCCCUUAUUGGCCAGCAGCUGGUUUCUUUUGGACAUUGAGGCGAUGCGUCUGCUUGUAUGCUCUGUUGUCGAUAAAGUUUUAGAAGAUAUUUCCCUAACCGAGUGUCUUUUCAGGUGUUUGUUGGAAGUGCAUCAGUAAACAGGACAAGUGUUUUAGAUCCGAGUCUGGAUGUGUAUUUUGAUCCAGUUUGGAUCACGAUACAAACUGGGAAUUAGUUUAACAGAGGGGGGAAAUAUGAACAUAUGUUUUAUUAAGCCGUUUUUUCAAAGAAAUGUAUUAACCAUCCAAAAUACAAUAAAAUGUGCUGUUUUAUGUUAUUGUGGUUUUAGGAAAACAAAGACCAACUGAAGGUCUGUCGAUCUUGCAUACGUAACAGUGGUUAUAUAUUCAUGGUUCAGACUGGCUUGAAAUAUAAGGACAUCUUCUACAAUGCUUCACAGAUUAAACACAAUAAAUAUGAACCUCAUGGAAGCUGUCGAGCCUGUCUCUACCACUAACCCUUGACCAAGCCGCACUCAACUUCCAUUGGUUCAUAAAAAAAAAGGACAUGUUACAUGAAAGCACAUUCUCUUACUUAACCUGCAUUUGUAACAUUUAAGACCUGUAGUGACUCAUCCAAACUAGACAUAUUAAGUUAUGGUAAUUUCCCUUUCAAAGGUUUGAGUUAACGUGAAAUGUGCACUUACUCUUUACCUGAAGCCACAUGUCUGUGCUAGUAACAGCCCACUAAGGAUGCUCGAUAUUGGAUUGAUGGUUUUUAGAUUUCUUUCAUUUAAAGAAUUCCAACAAAACGGGUGGGAAUUUCCUAGACAAGGAUCAAUAAAGAUCUUGAAUUCACUAUACUUCUAUAGUACAGUAUAAACUAACUAUAGUCCUGCUGCCAUAAUCAAGGACCAGGUCUUGGACAGGCAUCAACUAUUUCAGGGUCCCGCCAAUUACAUAAUGAUUUGGCCAUUCGGCAGGUAAAACCGUUACGGCUAACAUUAAAACAAUCUUUGCAGGUGGAUUUUUCCAUCCUGGCAGGUAAAAUAAAAAAUC